This is a messenger RNA of Yamadazyma jaroonii, 711 nucleotides long. Lineage: Eukaryota; Fungi; Ascomycota; Pichiomycetes; Serinales; Debaryomycetaceae. The record is from the annotation of a GenBank genome assembly.
AUGGUGCUAUCAUCGAUUCUUGAGGCUGUGGCAUUGUUCAAGCUCUGGAAACAUAACCAAACUCGAGGAUCUAUAUAUGGUAUAUCAUUUGAUUUUGUGGUGUUGACUUUGGUACAAAAUCUCACGGGUUUGGCGUAUCAAUUAGCAUAUUUGAUUCCUCACAUUAAGACCUUAUACAAUCUAAGAUCUCCAGUACAUCCCUUAAACUUGAGUUUCAUGAAACUGUUGGUAGAAAUACCAACUUUGGUUAUAUCGGGAGCCAUGGUAAAUCAGAUUUAUCGGUUAUAUGGCACCAAACGUGAUGAGCAAAGUGUUAGUGUAAUAUGUAUGGGGUUCCUAUUGAUUAACUUUGUCAUCUUGAUGUGGAUAUUAUUCUGUAGUUUACGAAGUCGGUACACAUUGAACCUUCUUGAUCUUGUGGAGGAUCUAUAUUUGAUUCACCAACAGGCGGGAUUUUUCAAGUUAUGGCCCCAAGGUCUCAUGAACUUUAUCAUUCUUCAAAAUAACGUUAGUAACGAGUACAUUAACUGGAAUUUCAUGGCUCUUGGACUGAUGAUGUUGACGAAAUUAUGGCAGUUGAAUACUCCUUGGUAUUCCAGACCCAUAAAUAGUCCAACAUUCAUAUACAUAAUAGCCAAUAGCAUAAAUAUGGUGAUAUUGAAAUAUCAAAAAAGAGGACAACGGGUUGAGUCAAAUUUACAUAGAGUUUAG